Messenger RNA from Coccinella septempunctata (seven-spotted ladybird), 2138 nucleotides. Its product is annotated as putative RNA polymerase II subunit B1 CTD phosphatase RPAP2. The transcript has 3 exons. Lineage: Eukaryota; Metazoa; Arthropoda; Insecta; Coleoptera; Coccinellidae. The coding region runs from base 90 to 2057 and encodes 655 amino acids. Gene Ontology annotation, molecular function: RNA polymerase core enzyme binding; RNA polymerase II CTD heptapeptide repeat phosphatase activity. The record is from RefSeq and is a predicted model, not a curated record. Gene Ontology annotation, cellular component: cytoplasm; nucleus.
ACAGAUUUGUCUGUCCGUGUUAGCUGUCAUUCUUGUCACAGUCAUCUGUUUCGUGUUUACUUUUCUCUGUUAAUUGUUUAUUCUGAAGGAUGGAACACGAUUCUCUUGAAGAUUAUUUGACCCUUUCGGAAAAAAUUGAAGGAAAUGGGAUUAGCAAAGUUAAAAGUUUACUAACUACUGCUCAGAAGAGGCAAGAAUGUGAAAGAAAAGCUCUAGGCAUAGUGCAGUUAUUUCUAGAAAGGAGUGUCAGUGCUGAUUUAUUCCUAAAAAGUCUUGUGUACUUAAACCCUGAAUAUUAUGAAGAUAUCGCUGAAGAAAGAGCUUUGUUAAUGUUAUGUGGAUAUCCUCUCUGCAGGAAAAAAAUCUCGAAACCUAAGUGUCGUUAUAAAAUAUCCAAUAAAAGCAAGAAAGUGUAUGACUUGAAUGAAUAUGGCAAUUUUUGUAGUAUCUUUUGCUUCAAUGCAAGCAACCACAUAAAAUCUCAGAUUCUUGACAGUCCUUUAUGGUUGAGAGACUUAGAAGAUGUACCAACAUUCAAUCUUCUUUUAAAAAAAGUAACUCAAAGUGCUGCCGGAGUAAAUAUCAAAUCAAAAAAAAUUGUGAAGAAUGAAGAAUUCACUACCAUUUCAUCAUUUGCUAAAUUAUCUCUAGAUGAUGUUGGCGAUAUUGAUUUCUCAGUUUCAGCGUUGGAUGGAAAGCAAAAGAUUAAUACAAAUGAAAAACCUGGAAAAAAGGCUAACAAAUCUCAAUUAUCAACUCUUAUAGAAAGCAGUUUUGAGGAAAAAGAUGAUGUGAAUGAUAAACUAGAAGAGAGUGCACCAUGUGAUAAAAGUAAAAAUAAUCCUGAAACUUUGAAAUCUGAAAAAGAAUGUAUGGUUACUAGAAAUAACAAAGAACCAUAUGAAAAAAACCUUUCACAAUGCGAAACUUACUGUAAGGAUGAAAACAUAAGAAAUAUUUCUGAUGAAGUGAAUAAACCCAGAAAUCUGGCUGCACGUGGUAAUGAUCAUAUUCUAAAAGGUAAUCGUCCAAAAAAUAAAAAAGGCCCAACUAUGGACGAUUUGUCAAAAAUUACAAAUAAAAUCAAGAGCAGAAUACAAAAAUCAACAGUAACAAUGAUUGACGCAUUACCAUUGAAUGUUAAAUCAAAUGAAGUGACAAGGCUAAAUGAAAAAUAUGUUGAAAGAAAAAAGGAGCUGUUGAAUAAUAAAUCAUUAAUAGAAUUAAAAUUUUCAUUGCAAGAUUCAGGUGCUGUUGAGAACACUUUACGAAGUGUUUUUAAUAAAUGGAUUACCUUGGAAACUCUCCUCCUCAUCCAUGGUGAGGCAAAGAUAAAAGAAAUUCUUGAUGAGAAUAAACUAACUGAACAUUUUGAAAAGUUGAAAAUUAGUCAAUUAGAAAUAGAUCAUCAAAAGAAAUAUGUAUCUAUUUGUAGAAGAUUGUGUGAGCAAGAAAUAUUUGAAGAAAAGAUUGAAUCUCAAUUUUUGGAAAAUAAACUCAAGCCAUUACCAGAUUACCACCAAUUGAAACGUGAAUCAAAGGAAUUUGAUAUUAAAGUAAAAACUUUCCUUAAUGGGGAUCUGCAUGAAAGUAAGGACAAAAACUUUGGACCAGUAAAAACGGAUCAAACUGGGAAUACGGAGGAAGAGACUAGUUUCAUUCCAUUAGCUCAUCAGAAUUCUCAAAAUGCUUUACGUCAGAAAAUUCUUUCAGAAACCUUGAAUAAAAGUUUACAGUUUUUGCUGGAUUAUAUCAGUUACGAUUCCACAUAUGUUUUAACCGAUCUGAAAGAUUUAAUUAGAACAUUCAAAUUGGAUGCAGAAAACAUAGUUUUCAAGCCUGUUAUUAGAAAUUAUAUAGCAUUUAUUUGCUUGAAAAUAUUGUCAUUGAAAGAUGAUAAGUUGUGUCAGGAAUUGGAAAAAGAAGAAUUCAAAGAGCUGGAGGAUUCAAUAUUUGAAUACUUUCCUGGUAAAAAAGGAAUUCUCAUAAACACUUUGAAAUUAAUUAGUGAUGUGGAUGGAUUUUUGGAAACUUAUGUCAUUUCAACAAAUUCAUAAUAUUUUAUAUAGUAUAUAUAUUCUUCAAUGUAAUUUUUUGUAAACUUCUGUUUAUUUAUUAAAUUAUGUUACACUAACACA